Molecule: messenger RNA, 1278 nt
Organism: Blepharisma stoltei
Lineage: Eukaryota; Ciliophora; Heterotrichea; Heterotrichida; Blepharismidae
Source: the annotation of a GenBank genome assembly
AUGUGUAUUUAUUAUCCAAAAUGCUUAAAUCGAGCGGAAUGGAUAUGCAAAUGUGCUCCUCAGAUAGGCUUAUUCUGUUUAAAUCAUAUAAACAACCACAUGAGCGAGAAGCAAAACACUCAUCAAAUAGAAAGAAUAUAUAAAGCGCCUAUUGCAGAAACAAAGACUUGGGUGAUUGAUUCACUUUCUCGAAAGGCAAAUGAGCUUGAAGCCAUAAAAAGAGAAACCCUAAAUAAAUACUCUCAAGUCUAUAUUCAGUCUCAGAAUUCAUUUGAGAAAGGGAUAAGGAAUAUAGAUAGUGGUAUAAAUUAUUGCCAAGACCUAAUUGCUAAAGUAAUGCAGACAGCUGAAAUUUCAGUCUUCGAGAAAAAUGAUGUCCUAUUAUCAUUAUUACAAACACCAGAUGAAGCCUUAAAAAUUGUCGCAAAUGAAACUAGCAAGAUCAAGGUAAAGGAUAAGAUUCGAUUUUAUGCUGUUUUGGAUGGUGAUCUGGAGCAUUUAAUAACAGAAAAAAUUUCAAAGGAAUUAAAUGAAAAAAUCAGUGAUUUGAUAAAUGAAAAUAAAAGACUUAAUAAAAGGCUCCAAAUUCUUGAAGAAAGAAAUAUUUGUCUAAAUGCUUUUGAUCCUGCCUUAAUCCAAGAGCAAUUUGACAUUCAAAACAAGUCUUUUAUGGACAAUGAGGCCAAAUUGUCCAAAAUCGAUGAAGAUAUCAAAGAUAUCAAAAAUAAAACUGAAAAAAUACAGGAAACAAUUUCAAAAAUUCAAAAUGAAGAAAUAGUUGGUAUAAAUAAAAUUGAAAAUCCUAUACAAAUUCAAGAAGAGUCAAAAGAGGCUCAGGUUGGAUCAAUCAACAGAGUACCUGCUAUUUUCCCAGUACAAAUGGAGAUGGAAAGCGACAACCUUAUAUCAGACGAGCAGGUUGAGAAACUGUCAAGUCUUUUUGGAUUCAGCCCUAGGGUUGCAAGAUGAAUGCUAAUGAAAAUUGGAAGCUACAAUAGCACUGAAAGCUUGCUACUAGAAUUAUUAGACCAAAAUAAAGGUAAUCAAGGCGGGAAUGCAGACCAAUUAGCUGAAAAUAUUGCUGAUACACUUUCAAGAAGCCAUCCGGUGGAUAUUUUAAGACAAAUGGCUGAAAAUACUACUACAGACUUUGAAGAGAUGUUUUUAAGCAUUUUAAAAGAUGAUAUUGAAAAAGCUUUUUUUAUAACAACAAAUAAAGACAUGUAUUUAAAAGCAUUCAAAAAGGCUUAUGAAAAGGCUAUCAAUAGAAAUAAUUAA